GGCGCGGCGGGACGAGGUAGGUGCGGGCCGGCAGCACGCCGAGCCGCCUGCGGGGAGCCCAGGUGCGGGGUGGGGGUGCGAGGCUUCGGGGCGAGCGCGGCUGCCACCUCGGAAGGGACGGUGUCACCGACGCAGGAGAUGCUGUCGCGUCCCCCGGUUGGCGGCAGGGCUCCAGGGCUGAGCCAGGCACCAUCCAGAGCUGCUCGUGGAGCCCGUUAGCUCCUCACAGGAGUCAGACGUAUCCUAAGGAGCCAUAAAAGAGGAAUCCUGCCCAGGAGCCAGCAUGGAGCAGAAGAUCAGCUCUUUCUUUAAUUCCAUCUUGGAACUCGUCCGCACCAAGCACAAGGAGGGCGUCUUCAACACCGUCUGCCUCGCGGUGCUGCUGGGCCUGCCCUUCGUCGUCCUCAUCGCGUCCAUCUUCAUCUGCUGCCACUGCUGCAUCUCCCACUGGAGGAGACAGAGCAGGAAGAGGGACAGCCCCAGCAGCAACGGGCAGCUGCAGGCUGAGAGGAACAAGAAAAAGAAGAAGAAGAAGAAGGAUGAGGAGGACCUGUGGAUCUCAGCUCAGCCCAAGCUGCUCUUGCUGGACAAGAGGCCGUCUCUGCCUAUCUAGCAGCCAACUCUGAUGUCUUCAGUCCUUCCAGCUGUGCUACAAGGAGAUGCCCAAACUGCUGCCACUUUCUGGUGACUUCGAAAAGAGGCUGAGCCCACCAGUGGGGUAUCAGAGGGCCGGCACAGAGCAAGGCCUGUAGACAUGGGUUUAUGGCCCCCCACCAAGGUGAAACCCUCUGCAAAGGACAUAACAGACUGCUGAGCCACCAUGGGGCCACGCUCACUCUCACCUUGGAGACACAAGGCAAGCCGAGUGCAGCAUUACAGUACAGUGCAGACAUCCUGGCCCUCCAGCCCCCAAACCAAAAGCAAUACGAGUUUCGCAGGAUGCACUCAGCCCAACCUCAGAAACCUCAAGUCCCAGCCUAAGGCAGCAAAGCAGAAGGCCAUGCUGCCUCUCAGCCCAGAGGCAGGAAGGAGCCAGGAAGUUGCACGACCAGCCCUUUUAAACCAGCACCUAAAAAGUCUUCCUUAAAAGACUUCUUUUGUACAGACUUGCUUUUAAAGAGCCCCCCAUACUGCAGCAAAGGCUGCAUCACCUCUAUGCUACUGCAAGAGCAAAGACGUAAGCUGACGCUGUGUAACAGCUUAGCUAUGGCCAUUAGUGUUAUUUAUUGAAUGACUACUAAAGAGCAGGACCAAAGGCCCCUCUUCUACAGGGCUUGGCACACUGAAUUGCUAUUGGAGCAACAGACACUUUCCCAGCACAGUCCCUGUGCCACACGUGGGGGCAUGCAGAGACCCACAAGCACGCACCACUGCUGCAUGGCCAUCAGCACAGCUGGAUCUGGGACCGGACCCUGCAUUCAUCUCCCUCUCCAUCACCCUCAUCUCUCUUCCUGGCAAAGCCACCAACUCCUGGCAGUUCCUCGUGCCACCCAUCCUGGUUUGUGCAACUCCAGCAGGGUGGUGAUGCUAACAUCACGUCACGGGGCUUGGCUCCGUCUGGCUGCACCGGUGACAGCCUCAAGGCUCCUCACCACACAGGGCUUUAAAUUGCCCCCAUAUGUGCCUUAUUUUCCAGUUUACUUUGCGACCAUUGAAAUAAGCAACUCCCUCCUCCUCCAAAACAGGAAGCGACAUAUAACAGUAGAAAACUUUCAGGCUUUGCCACACGUCCCCCACCCAGGUACUCCUCCCCAGUUUUGGCCAAACCAUGCACUGAACCACUGCAUCUCGAGGCAAAAGCAAGAGAGAUGUGCCUGUUAUGGGGGUGACAGCCAUCUGAGCACAGAGGCAAGAGCAGCAUGGUACGGAAACACGGCUGCGCUCCCCCCUGCACUGCCUCCCCACAACUGCACUUCAGUAUCAGCCUUUUCCUAAAGAGCCCAUGCAACAGGAGAAAAAGAAACGAACAUUUUUCUAGCUUUUUUUUUGUUGUUGUUGUUUGUAUAAAAAUAAAUGACUCUAAAACUGCAAACCAA
Gallus gallus (chicken) is the source of this 2036-nucleotide messenger RNA. Its product is annotated as KIAA0040. NCBI's taxonomy places the organism in Eukaryota, Metazoa, Chordata, Aves, Galliformes, Phasianidae. Bases 284 to 613 code for a protein of 109 amino acids. The record is from RefSeq and is a predicted model, not a curated record. The transcript has 2 exons.